Racocetra fulgida is the source of this 270-nucleotide messenger RNA. The record is from the annotation of a GenBank genome assembly. NCBI's taxonomy places the organism in Eukaryota, Fungi, Glomeromycota, Glomeromycetes, Diversisporales, Gigasporaceae.
GAUUCACACGUAUUCGAAACGACUAUUAUUGAUAUUGAACAACAACAGCAACCGAGGGAAGUAAACGAUUUUGUAGAAUCAGGAUUUCUAGAGGAACCAAGUACACAGGAACUGGAACAAGAAAAUAUUAUAAUGCCAAAUCAUGAUUUGGUUAUGUUACAAUAUAUGCAACAAGAAAGAAAUAAUUAUAAACCUCCAGAAAGAAGGGACAAUUUCUUUGGCGUAAAUUUUGAUGAUGAUGGUGGUGAAAAUAGUUUUGCUACUAUUUAA